Lodderomyces pseudojiufengensis is the source of this 1629-nucleotide messenger RNA. RefSeq lists its product as uncharacterized. The transcript has a single exon. Bases 1 to 1629 code for a protein of 542 amino acids. NCBI's taxonomy places the organism in Eukaryota, Fungi, Ascomycota, Pichiomycetes, Serinales, Debaryomycetaceae. The record is from RefSeq and is a predicted model, not a curated record.
AUGAAUGAAGAUCCAAUAAUUGUAGAUAAUGAUAAAUUUUUUGAAGGUAUUAUAGUUGGUGGAGGGACAUGUGGAUUAGCAAUUGCAUCAAGAUUAUGUGAAUCAACUCCAGGAUCAUUAUAUACAGAUAAUGAACAUCAAAGAUUUCAUUGGUUAAAGCAAAGAAGUUUUAAAUCAAAUAAAUUAGGUUGUAAAAGUUGUUAUCAUUCAUCGAGUUUUAAAUCACUGGAUUUAUUAAUUAUUGAUCAAACAAGUAAUAAAUUUAUUGGACAAUGGGAUAAUCAAUUUAAUGCAUGUCAAAUUCCCUUUUUGAGAAGUCCAAUGUUUUUCCAUUUAGAUCCAUUAGAUAUUGAUGGAAUGAUAAGUUAUGCACACAACUCAAAUAGACAAUCAGAAUUAAUGGAAAUUCAAAAUGUUGUUGGUAAAGAAAUUUCAAAACAUAAAUUAAAACAAAAAAGAGGUAAUAAGAAACCAAGUGGAUUAAUUGAUAUAAAUCAAAGAGAUUGGAAAGAUUAUUAUAGACCUUCAACUCCACUUUUCCAUGAUUAUUGUGAAUCUAUUGUUGAUAGAUAUAACUUGAGAAAUUCAAUUAUUAAAGAUGAAGUUAUUGAUAUAAAAUAUAAAUUAUUACAAUAUGAUGAAAAUAAUAUUGGUAAGGGGUUUUUAAUAAAGACAAAAUUUGGUCAAAUAUUUGGGUGCAAAUUUUUAGUUGUUGCAAGUGGUCAUAAAGGUAAAAUUAAUUAUCCAAUCAAACCAUUUAAAGAAACUAAAAACACAUGUCAUACUACUCAUUUAUUCACUAAUCAAGUUAAAUUUUUAGAUGAUCAAUUUUUCAAAAAUCCAAAACUGAAAAAAAUUGUAAUUGUUGGAGGUGGAUUAACAUCAGCUCAAUUAGCUCAUGUAGCUUGUAAUGACCCCACGGUAUCACAAGUUACUCUUUUAUUUAGAUCCAAGAUCAAGAUCAAGCAUUUUGAUUUUCAUUUAGAUUGGGUAUCAAAAUUUAAAAAUUUUAAAAAAUCAAUUUUUUAUAAUUUAGAUUCAAAUGAAUUAAAAUAUAAAAUGAUUAAUAAUGCAAGAGAAGGUGGUAGUAUAAACCCUGAAUAUUAUAAAAAAUUAAAGAUUCAUUUAAAGCAGAGUGGUGAUAAAUUUAAAUGGUUUACUGAAACUAGCAUCGUUGAACUGGAAUGGGUUGAUAAUCAUUGGAAUUUAAAAUUAAGUAAUGAUAUAGAAUUAAAAAAUAUUGAUUAUAUAUAUUUUGCAACUGGUAUAACAGCAGAUAUAAAUUCAUUAAAUUUUUUAAAUCUGAUAAACAAACAAUAUCCAAUUGAAAUUGAACAAGGAUUUCCAGUUUUAACAGAUAAUUUACAAUGGAAUAAUGAAAUUCCAUUGUUCUUGAUUGGUAAAAAUGCUUCUUUAACAAUUGGUCCUACAUCUGCUAAUUUAGAUGGUGCUAGAAUUGGAGCUGAAAGAAUUGGUUGGUAUUUACAAAAUAUGAAAUUACAAGGUAAAUUUAAUUGGUCAAUUGAAACUACGGAAGAAGUGCAAAACAAUAAUGAUGUAUUUAAUACUCAAUUAAAUUUAGCUGGUGGUAAUUUGAAUUGGUAUGAAUUAUUAGAAUGUAAUGCUUAA